Molecule: messenger RNA, 4589 nt
Organism: Aquila chrysaetos chrysaetos
Lineage: Eukaryota; Metazoa; Chordata; Aves; Accipitriformes; Accipitridae
Gene: ASCL3
Product: achaete-scute family bHLH transcription factor 3
Exons: 2
Coding region: 3701-4255 (184 amino acids)
Biological process (GO): regulation of transcription by RNA polymerase II; developmental process
Molecular function (GO): protein dimerization activity; DNA-binding transcription factor activity, RNA polymerase II-specific; RNA polymerase II transcription regulatory region sequence-specific DNA binding
Source: RefSeq, a predicted model, not a curated record
AGAAAGGAAAGAAAGGCUAACCAAAUUGCUAAUUGAAAAAAGGUUUUUAAUCCCUGACUCAAAUUUAGCUAUGCAUAUGUAGUUACAUUAUUGUCUUACACAGUUUUCAUUUCCAACGUGGAAGGAAAUGGUACAUGGAACAGUGCUAUAUGUUGCUGGGUGCAGUUUUGGCUUGCUUAGUCCACAGCCUGGGGGACAGAGUACUGUGGGAAAUAAACUGUACCUGGACGCAUAGCUCUGCCACAUCAGGAGUGUAAACAUAGUUGCCCCAUAACAACAUUUGCACUGACUGCAGCUCUUCUGCAGAUACGGAGCAGUCAGUCCUGUAGUCUUCCAAAAACUGAGUUAAUCUGGAGGGAAUUAUAAUGGGUGGCUAAUUGGUGGAGGCACAGGAGUCUUUCUUUAAAUUAAAAAAAAAAAAAAAAAAUUCAGACUUGGGUUCAGUUAUGGUGUUCAACAUCCCACCCUGAUGAGUCAAUAACUGGUUAUGACAGUGAUGUACCUAGGGUCCCCUAAAGAAAAAUACUGUAACUUUUUUGUUGAAUACAUACUUGUCUACCAGUUCUAGUAGAUCUUCUACCUCUUGACUGCCUUUCUGAUGGGGCCUGAGGCUUGCAUGGGAAGGAGGAUGCAGAAAACAGCAUUGUUGUGGCCCCAUGCAAGGGCAGCAGAAGCAGAACGCUUUCUUUGAUGGCUGACAGUCCCAGGAAGACAAGACCGGGUGUACGUAGCUCUCUUGGUAGUAGAUCAAGUGUUUCUAAUCUUACAGUAUCUUCUGAAAGUUUUAAGCUAAACUGGUUUGGUUUUGGAUUUUUUUGUGUGGUUUUACUUUGAUCAAUAGAAAGGCCAAAUAGUGAGAUAAUCUAAAGUGUCAAGGUAAUGGUAGAAUGUGGGAGUUUUGAAGUUAGGUGUCGUAUUUCCUUGCACCUGUACAAUUGGACAGCUAUAUAUUGAAAUAUGUAGCAUCUAUAUACCUAUAUAUAUUUGAUUAUACAGACUGAUUGCUCCAUACUGUUGUUUCUAAGUUUAAGCAAAACUGCAAAACAUUUGUCUUGCUACUGAUUGCUCACUGUUUUGAAAUCUUGUCUACCUCCAUAAAUGCUUUAUUAGAAACCUUUUAUAUGGUGUUAUACUUCUUAACACUAAGGGAAUUUCCCAAAAUUGCAAGUAUAAUGAAGAUUAUAUUUGAGGGUAUUAAGCUAACUAAUGUGUGUCCUUGCCUCUAAUCUGGAGACAAAUCCAUCACAAGUUUCUUCUAAAUAAGUGCUGAAUUUCUGUGUUUAAAAUGAAGCUAUGAAAAUCAGUUUGCUUCUGCCUUGAUGGUAAAUAUUUAACUAAAUUCUAGCUAAUUGCUAUAUUUAGACAUUAAAGUAUGAAAUGCCAAUAAAUGAAAAUACUGCUUUAGUAAACUGUAACAGCAUCCAUACAGGAAGUAAACCAAGUACAUUCCUGAUUACUUUUUCAGGCAAUCUGGUUGUGUUCAAUACAGUUUUAAAAUUUCUAGCCCUUAAUGCCAAGUUUUGUUGCCAUCAUAGCUGUGGUGUGGGUGGAAAAGCCAAACCAGAAAUGAGCAGAUCUAACUGUAAGCUACUUUGCAUGUUGUCAGUUAACUAUAAAUUGCAGCAGUCAUUGACUCAGCGGAACAAGCUACAUAAUUCAGGUAAGAGACUUGCGUAUUGCUGUAUCUAGCAACAGAUCUUCACUGAAUAUUAGUGGUUUUGUAAAUUAGUUCUACCAGCUAUUCAUUAACAGUGCUUCUGUAGCUUUUUAAUGAAUUGUAUUUAAUAUAAUCUCUUAUUAAAUAAGGUUUAAGAAAAAUGGAACAUUAAUUUCUUUUUUUAAUAUCAUUCAGAUAUUUUCAGGUAUUAUUCAUCAGUCUUAAAAUAGCACGUCUUGUUUCCUUGGAUUUUACUUUCAUCUGAAGAUUGGUGAGUCUAGUCUAAAAGGAAAACUAUCCUAACACUUCCAUUUUGAACUUCGUGCAGGUAGUAACACAGCAGAUAACUGUUUUAUGUAAUGCUGUUAUGCAGCAGAAGUGUCAGUACUAAGCAACAAAUAUGGCAAGUAUCUCUUCUUGAGGGGUUGUGUUGGUUUUGGUUUCUUGCUCUAUAGUGAUGUUUUGCUAUAAAAUUGUUUUGCUAUAUAAGAGACUUUGUUCCUCGGACAAUGUUUUAAAGUUGUUAGUAGUAGAAAGUUUUUAGACAAUAACCUAACCUGUUUAAGUAGAAAAGGGACAGGUGACUGUCUACUAGUUUAAUUUUAUGAGUGUAUAUAUUCACCUCUGAUUUUUCUGCGUGUAUAUUAAUGUAAAAUGGAUGUGUGUUCAUGCUUUCAGCCUACCUACAGAAGUACCUGUUCAAGAUGCAUGUGACUUUCUCUGUUGUCUAACAGUGUGCUCUAAAAGAAUUCUUAACUCGUAGGAUUUCUGUUGUGAGAUCUAUGUGCAUUACAAAAAGAGACGGCGCUGAAUACAGAGGCAUUUUGAUAGAAUAUGUUGUGAGGAUAGGUCCAUACUGAGUAAAAAUUCUUUCCGUAUUAAACGUGGCAGGUAUGAAUUCAUUAGAAAACAUCAAAAUAUCCCCAUAUCCUUGUGAAGGAUUAAGGGGAUCCCCUUUAUGUUAUGGAACCGUGGUCAGAACAUUGGCAGCUUUGCGAGGUUUUUGCAAGUUUGGAAUCUAGAUGUUUAUAGUAACCUAGUUUAAUGUUCAGGUGUGUUUUCCUUUUUAGAGGGUGCAAUAACCUAAGUGUUUUAGACAGCAAUAUAUAGAUGUGGAAGUGGAUGGUGAGUAAGAACGUUUUUUGAUAGAUUCUGUGUAGGCAAGUAUUGCUUGCAAUCUUUGAGGGUGGAUCACAGUAGUUCUUUAGAAAUUAACUAGUUAUUUAAAAUUUAUUUUUGAGUAGCUAUUAGGUAACAAUCAUUACAGUUAUGCUGAUAUUUAGCUGUUUGAAUAAUGAUAUUGGGAAGGCUCUAUAAUGUGGCUUCCUGUAAAACACUGCAAGAUUAUCUUUCUAGUAAAUAUAUAGGGGUGAUUUGAGUAGUUACGCCUGCUGUAAUGCUGCCCUGAAGAGAGGGUAUGUGGUUUUAGUAGGCCAGUCUGAGUUACAGGUUUCUAGCAGUGCCCCAAAGGCUGUGUGCAGUCCCUUCUUAGUAAAACACUUUAAAAUUGGAACAAUAUUAUUAGGACAUGCAUUUUUUCCUUUCCUAAAUUGAUUAUUUCAUAAUCCUCUGUCAGUAGGACUGUAUUUAGUAUUUCAUAUCUGUGUUUAAUCUGCAGGUGAGUGCAGAAGGAGCAUGAGGACCCAAGGAAAUGUUAGGUUUAGCAGAAAUUCAUCCUUUAAAUUUCUUGUAAACCUUUUUAUGUAGAAUGGAUGUAAUACCUGACAGACAUAAAAUUAAGAUUGAGAUCCAUUCCCUGCACAGGUUUUCCAUCUAAUUAAGAUACUAUAGCAGAUGAGAUAUCAAAUGAAUAGAGAAAAAAUAAUUAAUCUUGGAAGGCUUUUUGGUAUGGAUAGGGAGUCUGCUACAGGAAUUGUAGAUUUUUUUUUUUCCUUUUUUUUUUUUUUUUUUUUUUUCCCCAGGGAGGGGAAGGGGGUGGAGAGAAUGCCUCAGAUGUUGGCCUGCUUUGUUUAGUCUCUGUAGAGAUGUAAGUUUUGGUGGAUUUGGAGCAAGCUAGACCUAUGUGGAGUACAUAAAGGUUAAAUGCAGAAUCUGAUGGAUGGCAAAAGCUACUGUAACCUCAUGGACAAGUUAUCCAUCUGUACUGAGACUCAGCGCAUACAGCUGGCUAAGCCUUUCUGUGCCGACCCAGUGGUCAUGUUUCAUGUGUACCCAGAAACACCAAACCAGGUCACUUGCUCUGAAGAUUUGUCAUCCCUUCCUUUCAUGUCUGAGCAUCUCAUUGCAGAGAACUUCUACAGUGAGCCCUGCAUGUUUCCCUACCAAAUGCCCCAUUCCAAUUACUGCAGAAGUGAGUACUCCUAUGGACCAGCUUUCAUCAGAAAGAGGAAUGAGAGGGAAAGACAGAGGGUUAAAUGUGUCAAUGAAGGCUAUGCUAAACUGAGGCAUCACCUACCUAAGGAAUACUUGGAGAAACGCCUCAGCAAAGUAGAGACACUCCGUGCUGCAAUAAAAUACAUUAGCUACCUACAGUCUGUUCUGUACAAUGAUUCUGUGGUGGCAGAAAAAAAUGUCAUGGAGCUAGGCCAAACACCUAAAGCAAUUAACAAACAAAACCAGUUUCUGAAGACAAUCUAAACUGUUUCAAACCAAGCAAAAGGUAUCCCGUCUGGGAACCUAGUAGCCACUAUAUUAUUAAUGAUGUGCAUGUUCCUGGCACAUCUUAGGAGCAGAUCAUAGCACGCGUCACUAUCAUCCCACAGAAAAGAAUCCUAAUUUUGCAGAUAGUAACUACACUUAGAUAUGAAAUAGGCAACUGGGGAAAUAUCAUCUGAGUGGCUUUAGUUAAUUCAUGGAAAUCAGAAAACAUUUCUAAAAUUGUCACCAAACAAAAAAUGUAAUACCUAUACGUGUAAAGUAAUUGUAUGUAUCAUCACAACCUGCAUGCUUUAAAAUAAAUUCUUUCCACUGA